CUUUUCGUGGGAGAUAUAGCUACAAAAUUCAGUUAAGUAAACAAAAUGGCUCCAGUUCAGAAGAUCAACUCUUACUCCAUGGCUGCAUCUGCAUCAUCUUCUUCAACGUUUAGUUCAAAAGUGACACACCACGGUGACUGCAGGACGGAGUCAAGUGAACAUUGGGACACACCACUUUUCAUCGCUCCUUCUGGAACCACCUUCAGCUUCAGUGAUGACUUUCUUUGAAAAUGCCAGAGCUCGAUUCCAUCAGGAAUUGACAAACUUCUUGGCUGAGUGGGAUGACACAGAAGAGAUGGACGACUCCUGGUUUGGGAAGGAAGCUAUUCUCAGUAGGCAAAUCAGCCCAGAAGCGCAACUUUCGUCUCACAGCAAAAUAAGAGAUAACAAAUUCGCUGCAUGUGUCAACGAAAACGGUGAUUAUGAGGUCAUGAUGAACAUCAGUGAGUUGAAGCUGAAGGACUUCAAAGUGAGAGUGACUGGUGAGAGGACUGUCAUGGUCGAGGGUUACAAGGAGGAAGGCAACAGUAUUAGAAGUUGCCAUCGAUCCCCAAGGAACUUCCGUUAUCAGUUCUCUUUGCCUGACAACGCCACUUCAGAUGCUGUGUCUGCUGUUUUGUCUCGUGAUGGCAUCCUCAUCAUUACAAUCCCCUCAAAGGCACGAAAUGCAAGAAAUUCUGAAAUAUCUUUGAUGGAAAAUGAUAUUGUUAAUCGAGCAAAUAUUAUCGGAGAGUCUGGUGAAAAAUGUGGUAGAAAAAGUAAAGUCAUUGAGAUACAAAAUUGCCAGUCAGCAGCAGACUCUUCUGGAAGCAACUUGAUAUUGUCUUCCCAUCGAGGCUCAUUGGAAUCGGCUCCAGGAAGAGACCCUUUAGUGAGAUGUGAGAAGGAAGCGUUUCAAACACUAAAGAAAAAGGAAGAUGGCUCAAGAUUAACAGAGAAAAACGAUAUCUACACCGAGAGCUGCAUGGAAUCCUUCAAAAAUAACUCUUCUUCAACUUCCAGUUUCACUGAAUCUAAGGACAGUUUCUCACAGAAUUCUUUGGCAAAAGAGAGACGGGUGAAGGAGACCAUCAUUCCAAUCAGGAUGGAAGAAUCAGGUGACAGAUGCCUCAGGAGCCAGGCACAAAGUGAAGUCACAAUAUUUCAUCAGAGUUCUCUCCACAACAAUGAUUCCUGCCUUGAUAAAGAUACUCUUUACCACCUCAAAUCUUCAAACGCCAACAUGGCAUUAAGCCAGUCUGAAGAAUCAGUUACUAAUUCUACUGAAUUGCAGAAUAAGGUUUUAAGAUGCACAAACGACAAUGAAGAAAGCUCUGGUACACCAGAACAUUCCACAGUUGCCCAAAGGAGUGAAGGACUACAAAUGCCUUCCGAGGGUAACAUCGUGUCCCGUGACCCCAAAGGCAACGAAAUGGUGACAACAAACAAGUGCAUGUCCAGGUCCACUCAAUCAAGAAACACAAAGUUCAAUGAUCAAGAAAUCUUGUCAGACGCAAAGAAUUCAGAGAUAAUUGCCAGAGAAUGUGGAAACAGUGAAGGAGUCACUGAUGAAAAGGAAACAGCGGCCAAUUUCCGUGCUGUACAUCUUGUUCAAAAAAUGUCCAGCGACUCUCAAGAAGAAAGUAGAAGUUUACUUUGCGACAACAAAAGAGGAAAACCAAUGACUUUGGGAAUCACACAAGAGUUGCAGAUCAUGAACAAGAGUCUAUUCCUUGAGGACUCUCAUUUCAUCUCUGUAAAAGCAUCAGUCAUCUCUGCCCUUAAAGAAAUUUUGUCUGGAUAUGGCAACAUUCCUGAAACUGCAGACGUAGUGGGUUUUUACAGAAAAUGCCAAGAAGAAAAUGUUAUGGACUGUAAUACUCUCUCUUUCUCACAGGAGGAAGAUUCCAGUUAUAAGUUUGUUGUCGACGUCUGCAACUUAAAGAUGCAGAGCCUGACUGUUUGCGUGAAGAACGAAAGGGAAAUUUGCAUUGAGGGAAGACACCAACCAAAGAGAGGAACCCUUCACCACUCACAGGACUUCACGAAAUCUUUCCUUCUCCCAAGGGAUGCUGUCAUUGGUUCUGCCUCUGCAUCUGUCUCUUCCGACGGAUUUCUUUUGAUCUCUGUCAACAAAGAGGGUUCUAUUGAAGCCAAAUCCGAUGUAACGCAUGUUAAGGGAAUGCUUGAGACCAUAGUGGCGAAUCAACAUUCUGAUGAGGAGGAGGAAGCCAAAGUGUUUAGAGAUGUUAACAAACUGUCUCAGGAACAUCAAGGACAACAGCAGGUGCUCCACAGAAAUGAAAGAGAACAAGAAUUGGCCUCGGAUUCCUCUUCAGCUUCUAUAGCCAGCUGUGCUUCAGUGGCUGCUUCUCAUGGCAUUUCAGAGGAACAAAUCGUUAAUGUCAAAGAAGGGGCAGAGCAGCAAGAGGUUCUGUCCAUUUCUGAGGUUAUCACUCCCAAAGUGGAGGAGGAUGCAAAGUUCUUCGAUUCUAAGGAUAGAGCUUACUAUAUCAGUCAGGAACAACAGAUGAUGAGACUUCCAUCUGAAAAAGCAGAUUCAGACGAAUUUCAAAACAACUCUUUUCUUGAGCGAAAGGAACAAAAACAAUCUCUUGAAAUUCAAGCCUUGGAAACUUCAACAAAUAGAGUAACGGAAGAAGUAACACAAGAACACCAAGAUUACUACCUUGUUGCAUCACCAUCAUCAACGCCUUUUGAAGAAACUGGGAAACUACAAGAAUUAGAGGCAUCUGUUACUGCAAUCGAGGAAUUAAAUGGAAUCUCUUCCAACGACAACUGUAGACCUUUACCUGUGCAAGAGAAGGGGCUCUUUGAUGAAGAUGCUUUUUAUGAAAGUGUUCGUCAUCACUUCAAAGUUCAGAAAAUGGAGACUUCGUCUGAACAUGCAGACUCAUCUUUCAUUAGUGGUGAUGUCGAUGGGAAAAUAAUUAUUCCUCUUCUGGAUGAUCAAGAAGAUUACGAGAAGACUAACUACUUCGAGAAUGACAACGAAUAUACGAUAAUCUUGAAUGUUGGGAAACACCUGAAGGAGACCGAGAUGGAGGUUAAAGUGGUCAGCGGAAAUAGAGUCCUCAUCAGAUGUUCUUCAUUCCUGAAUGAAGGCGAACUUGACCACCUCAGAGUCUUUUCUAAGACCUUCCACUUACCAGAUGACAUCGACGUCACCUCAGGCCUCUGUGGGAUUUCCUUGGAUGGCAUUCUUGCAGUCACCUUCACUAAAAAGGUCUCGCUGGAUGCCGUUCAGGUAACAAGUCUUGACGAAGCCUGUUCUAAGGAGAGUUCUCAGAAAGACUGGAAAUCCUACAUCCUUAGAGGAAAGUCAGUCCUUAAUGUGGAGGAAUCCACAAACAGCGAAGAUUUCACUGGUCAGGAACUCACUUUGUCACUGGAGGAUGAGGAGGUAAAUUCUUCAUAUGGCGAAGAGGAUAAUACAGAAAAGACCACAACUGCAGAAGACGAGAUUUGCGACGAAGCCGAGUCCUUCUCAAGGGAUACAAAUGCUUUCUGGCAAGCUACCUGUUGCACUGCUUCUCCCUCGCGUACAAGGACCAGCGAAUCGGAAUCAGUACAGGAUCCCUUCCAUUUACUGAAUGCAGGAGAAUCAGAGUCUGGAGAAAAGGCUUUGUGGAUGAGGGAGACCACUGCAAAGGACACAAUGAAUGGAACGUUGGCUGGUGUUACGGUUGAAGAGUUUGCACAGGAAGAAGUUGGCUUCAAAAGCACUUCUUCGGAUGGUCAGAGUCAAAAGGUUUAA
Messenger RNA from Macrobrachium nipponense, 3757 nucleotides. RefSeq lists its product as uncharacterized. Gene Ontology annotation, cellular component: cytoplasm; nucleus. Lineage: Eukaryota; Metazoa; Arthropoda; Malacostraca; Decapoda; Palaemonidae. Gene Ontology annotation, biological process: protein refolding; response to heat. Bases 215 to 3757 code for a protein of 1180 amino acids. The transcript is spliced from 10 exons. The record is from RefSeq and is a predicted model, not a curated record.